UAUGACUGAUAGCUGUAUUGUCAGUUGUGAUGAUGGUGGUAAUGACUUAUUAAUCAGUGUAUGGCCCACUUCAAAUCAGCAGUGGAAGAGGGCUUCUUUUUGAAGAGAGAACUUGCGAUUUGCAGCAUCGACGAUACCAAUCACUGAGAUAAGUCAUCUCUGGCAAAAGGAAAAUUAUCUCAAUUCAAAUAUAAGGAAAGAAAGUAAGAAGGCAUCAACAUGCCUUCAUCUAAGAAGGACGGAGUACGAGAAACAGGCGGACAGGUUGACAAUCUGGUAUUUGCCCUGAUCGACUCAUUGUGCGAUAAAGAUGAGCUUGCUGAAGAGUUGAUACGUGAUUCAUUGGUGGAGCUUGGGAAGAAGAAAACAGAUCUAGUCAUAAGCUCUACGUAUUACUAUCUGAAGAAGAAUUCUAAGCUCCCCAUUGCUCACAGAGUGGCUAUUUUGAACUGUAUGGAGAGAAUCUUAAAAGAAUGUCUAGAAGUGUUGGACAUGAAGCUUGCCUCCAGUGUUAUAGACCAAGCAUUAAAAGAACUUACCACUUCCAAGGAAAUUGUUCCUGAAUGGCAGUCUGCAGCCAGUGGUGUUCUUGUAGCCUUAGGAGCCAGAUAUUGCAAUGAAGUGAUGGAAGUACUGGUACAGAAUUUCAAGCCUGGAGCUUUACCUCAUUUCUUUAUUGUACAGACUAUGGCUAAUCUCAGCACUGCCAAUGUGUUUGACAUGAUGCCUCACAUCAAUGCCAGUCUGGGUGCAAUUCUACCCAUGAUGGGUAUGGCUAAACAAGACAAUAUGAGAUGGGUUUUCUGUAAUGUUUUACAACACUUCAGCGAAGCAAUUCUAGAGUACAUUGCUAACAUUGAGAAAGCCCCUGAUCCUACAGUCUCUAAAGUGAUGUUUGCCAGAGAAAUAUCAGCUGCUUAUGACAUACUUUUCAAUGUUUGGCUACAGUCUAAAGAAGCAAAGCUGCGAAUAGCUGUGAUAGAAGCAAUAGGACCAAUGACCCAUAUCAUGAACCGGAAUGACUUGGAAGAGCAGCUUCCAAAACUUAUUCAUGGAAUUCUUGGACUCUACAAGAAACAUCAAGUAUCUUUUCACAUCACCCAGGCCCUCUGUAUGGUGCUGGACGCUGGUUGUUCAGAAGGAAGCAUGAUUAUGGAACCAUAUCUAGAAAACCUCUACAAUGCACUUUUCCCACAAAUUACAGCCCCACUGGAUUAUGAUAAUCCCAUGAGCAUCAAAAACUACAAUGAAGUUUUGAGAUGUUUCACAGUGAUAUCUCACUCAUUCUCAUCCAAACUCAUGGCAAUUUUACUCCAAAAACUCGAGAGCAAUAAUGAGAAAACUCGGAUUGGGAUAUUGUCCAUCCUGAAGCAUCUCAUUAACGCUGGAGGUUCCAGUAUGGAUGAAAUGCAAGAAUUAUUGCUGUCUGGUCUCAAAAUCUUGCUCUCUGAAUCAAACAACAAGGUGAAGAAAGUAUUGGCACAGGUGAUCAUUGCAAUGGCCCAUCAUCAGUACCUGGAAAAUGAAGGGGGACAUCUAAUGAUUGAGUUUAUUGUCAACCAGUGCUGUUUACCAAAUGAUAACCCUCACAUGAACAAACGACGAUCUGAUAUUGAUUAUGUGACUAAUGAAAACCUGAGAAACAUGUGUGAGAAUAUAUUACAUCUUAUUACCACAACAAUAGAGUGUAUGGAACCGGUGCUGUGGCCAUUCCUGCUUGAAUACAUCACGUCAGAGCAACAUUACCAUGGAAUUAAAGCAAUCUGUCGGAGCCUUGCCUUCCUGGCCAAAAAGAAGGUAGAGAACAAGGCCACUGACUAUGUAAUUGAUUUUGAAACUGAAACCAAUAUGCCAAAACAGCAUGCCAUCAUAGCUCGACUUUUGGUCAUUGCUGGAAAUCCACUUGUAAAUGGGUGUCGAGGAAUAUAUGUACUUAACUUCAUGAAACACAUGGCCCCAAAUUUGUGUCCUGAACUAACUGAACUGUGGAACACGGUCAUUCCAAAACUGGUGUGUUAUCUGGAAGAUAAUUCUGAAAAUGAGGAAGCCUGGGUUCAGAAGAACUGGGAAGAUUUGCUACUGAAGAUGCUAUCUAAGUCUCUUGAAAUUAUCAGCAAUGAAGACUGGGUUGAAAGUCUUGGUGAAGCCUUCAGUCAGCAAAUACCAUUGUACACUAACUUGCCAAAUGAGAAGAAUUUCCUCUACAAAUGUCUUGGUAUCAUUCUGAGGAAUUCAAGCAAAAAGGAAUUCAUUUCGAAGCAGUUUGAUAUCAUAUUCUCUACUGUGAAACAUUCCGCCAUGAAAGAAAGAGAAGGAUGUGCUGUGGCCAUGGGCUUUGCAGCUACAUCUCAUUUAGAUGCCGUCCUCCAGAGACUUCAAGGGGCCACCAAACAUGACAUGGUCCGAAAGUCAUCAGGAAUCCUUGGUUUUAUGAGGGACAAAAAUGACACUGAUAUUGAGAAAGUAAAGGCCACCUUGAUUCUUUGCUAUGGUUAUGUGACAAUGUUUGCCCCCAAUACUCUUUUGAUAUCAAGGAUGGAAAUGACCAUAUUGAAGGCUAUCUACCCCUUUUUCACGAACCCAAAGGAUAUGUGUGUAAAACUUAGUUUGAUCAAAGCAACAGAGUUAAUUGGUAAAUCUUUAAGUGUGGAACGACUCAAGACAAAUUAUAAGUUCAUGCAAAGGACUGACAUUCUUGGACAUUUACAGCUCUACAUAAAAGGAGAGAGCAAAGAAUGCAUCAACAAUGAAGUUCGAACUCUUGCACUGAAUGCUGCCACCACAUUAGUUCAACUGGACCCGAAACUAAAUGAAAAGGAAGUCGAAGAUCUCGUAGAGUCGGCGACCACCAAUGUUCUUUCUCUACCCCUUGAUGGCUGUGCACCAAAGAAGGGCAAGGAAGAGACAUACGAGGAAGUUGUUGAAGCUGGAGAACAUCUUAAGGAUGCCAUCAACGCUUUAAACACUCUAUUGAGGGAGAUACUUCGCAAAGAUCUCACUCCAAAUGGACUUGAAAGUAUAUUUAAGCACCUCAAAAUAUGGUUAUCCUCUUCAAGUGACUUCCACAGAGAAAGAGUUUUGGAAACUUGGUUGCUAUUACUUCGAUUUUUCCGUGAAAAUGUGAAUCCAGUAAACACAUCUGACUUUUCUAACAUCGGGCUUUUCUUAGCCAAUUUGAUACCUCGUUGUUCUGACCCUGUCAUCAAAGUCCGUAAAUUAUCUCUGAAUUGCGUCCACACGAUCCUUGAGAGUGCUAUGAUUAUGGAAGGUGAAAAUCCAAACAAUGAUGUGAUGUUAAAUGGAUUCCAGACCUUGAAUGAAAGGAUUGAGAAAUCUGACACCAAUGUGCUGUUUGUAGUGGCAGUUGACAUCUCUAAAGUCGUAGCCAAAAAGCUUCCCAAAACACAACUGAUGUCCUUCUUGAGUGUUUUAGAAGAAGGCUUGGUAGACAACAUGGCUCACAGUUCUUCCGGUUCCUGUGUCAUGUUAACCAGCUUAAUGAAACAACGAGGACGAGAGCUUCGAGAAGAUGUUAGCACUAUUAUAGAGACAUUACACCAACGCCUUGAAUAUAUUCAACACCCACAAUCACGAACUGGGACCUUAAGAGCCCUACGAACUGUCAUUUCACAACACCUUCCUGUAGCCCUGAAGUGUCUUUUAGCUUAUCCAAUACCUUAUGACACCAACAUUUGUGCCAUCUGGUGUUGUUUGGCUGAAGAUCCACAGCUUGUAACUACUAUUGUUGACCAGCUGUUGGAAAAUCUCCUUGCCCAGCGACCCUAUGAGGAGCGAACGGAUAAUAAAGAAUCAACCCACUAUGCUUUGAUUGGUCCACUUUCUAUCAUGUGUGCAUUUGAGCAGAUGUUGACAGUGGCACAGACUGAAAGUGUUGUCAUUGACCAAUUCCACAGACUCUUCUCGGCCAUGAUAUUGAUUGUUGGAUCACUUGCCGGUGCGAAACCUCCAAGAUCCACACCUAAUGACAAUGAACCUCGGAAAAUGUCUUCCCUUGGAAAUAUUUCAUUUAUUCAACCCAGCAGCCUCGUAGUGAAAGCUUUUGGAAUGCUAUUGGAGAGGGCAAACCUGAAGGACGUCACCAGCUACCUACAGGAACAUUCCUACUGGACUAUGUUUGAAGAUCCUGACAACUACCCUGAGGCCUUUACUGCACUUGCGAGAACUCUUUCACAAAACAACCCCAACUUUAUACCUCAGAUUGUUAUUACUCUACACCCUGCUUUACCUAGUUAUCAUGAGCCCCAGAGAAUAGUGACUGCUGCUUUCUAUGCUGAGCUCAUCAACCAGAAAUGUCCAGAAAAAACAGUUCUUAUUGAAUCAAUUAUCAAUGGUUUAUUGAGUCGGAUGGUGGACAGCUCCCAUAUAGUUCGAAUGUAUUGUAUACGAGGCCUCGGUAAUAUUGCCAGCAUGGGUAAAGACUUAAUUCAGAAAUAUUCUACAACAGUUCUGUCAGCUUUGAUGUCUGGUCUUGAUGAUAAAGAAGACAUUAAUGACAACAUCACAAUGGAGGCGAUGGGAGGUCUGUCUCGGGUCAUGUCGGUUAUUGAUGAGGAGGACAUACGCUCAAUCCUCAUCAAUGUCAUCCUUAAAAUUCGUCCGUGUUUUGAGAAGGAAGUGCCUUGUGUGCGUGCUGAAGCAAUCCUACUGUUUGGCAAUUUGUCCAGAUUUGGAGGAGGACAAUCAAAAGCAGCCAUACUGGAACAAAUUCAUUCAAAUUUUGUUAGUUUGUUGUUACAUUUAAAUGAUGCUGAGGUGGAUGUACGCAAGGCUUGUAAAUUCACAUUGCGGUCAUUGGGCUCAUUACUGGACUGCCCAAAGAUUGAUGAGAAAUUCCAAAAGCUUCUCUUAGAUGAUGCCAACUUGUACUAUGGAGAAUUCAUGAACGACAUUUCCAAACUAAUCAUUAAGGAAAUGCCAGACAAAAUUAACCAAUACUUGUUGUCUUGUAUGUCAUUCUACAACAGUAUUUGGGCAGAAAUUCGUGCCAAUGCCGCCAUGUUUUCAGGUUUUCUCCUUGGGAAUUUGACGAAGGAAAGCCACAGUACCUUGCCCCGGGAACACAUAUGCACAGGUUUCAAUCCUCGUGCAUUAAUUGACCUUCUAAAAGACCCAUCUCCACAAGUGAGAGGUAAAGCAGCUGAGGCGAUGAGCCUUCUUUAUAACUAUUAACGGAAACUUUUUAUGAAAUAAACCAACACUUGCUGCAGAAGAAGAAGAAAAAAAAUAAGAGGAAUAGGAAGAUGAAG
Messenger RNA from Octopus sinensis (East Asian common octopus), 5267 nucleotides. Its product is annotated as maestro heat-like repeat-containing protein family member 1. Gene Ontology annotation, cellular component: cytoplasm. Lineage: Eukaryota; Metazoa; Mollusca; Cephalopoda; Octopoda; Octopodidae. The coding region runs from base 220 to 5190 and encodes 1656 amino acids. The record is from RefSeq and is a predicted model, not a curated record. The transcript has 42 exons.